Molecule: messenger RNA, 1391 nt
Organism: Arachis duranensis
Lineage: Eukaryota; Viridiplantae; Streptophyta; Magnoliopsida; Fabales; Fabaceae
Exons: 3
Coding region: 153-467 (104 amino acids)
Biological process (GO): vacuolar proton-transporting V-type ATPase complex assembly
Cellular component (GO): endoplasmic reticulum membrane
Source: RefSeq, a predicted model, not a curated record
GGUUAAACCCCUAGAGUUCUUUGCAGUUCGAUAUUUUCCCUCUCACUUCACAAAAUCAGACUCCCCCUAACCUGCCACCGUCCACUCCGACCUUCGUCGACGCACGUCCCUUAACACGCACCCUUUAGCAGCACAAGGGACCAAAAGCAACAAUGAGUGUGAUUCAGAAGUUUUUCAUUGCUUCAAUGUUCAUGUGUGCUGUCCCUGUUGCAAUUUUAUAUGGUUUUAACAAUAAUCUGUUUCCUGGAACAGACAAUUUGUCCCCUUACUCUGUGACACUAGUGAGUGGAUUUCUUGCGGUUAUAUCAGUUAAUGUAGUCAUAGCAUUUUACAUAUACUUGGCGAUGAGAGAACCUGCCGAAAAACACAAGCCAGAUCCCAAAUUUCUUGCUGAGGCCAAGGCUAGUAUGAAGCAGCCUACAACCAAUGCUCCGCAAUCUUCUGACUCUCAGAAGAAAGAACAAUAGGCUGUGGGUUUAGGCAGUUAGCCCUCUUUGUUGUACUGUUCUUCUUAGGAAGGAUAGGGGAGAAGGGGAUGAAGGGUGAAGGUCUUGAAUCGUGCAUGCUUUAUCUUAUCUUAGUUAUGAAGUUUGCAUAUGAUCCAUGUUGUGCACAAUCUCUGUUGACAGUAUUUUAUGUAUCUACUAAUCAAUUUAUUGCUCCGUUGCACAGGAUAUUGACAAUUGUUAUUUCUUGAUUAUAACAAUUUUUAUAAGUUAAAUUGUGUUUUGUUGUUAAUAAUUGAUAUUGAUGUAUAUAGUUAAAAGUGACAAACUAUUUUAAUAUUACAAAGUUCGUUAAAUCUUCAUAUUGCCAUUUUUCCAAAGAUGAAGUUUUUUUUUUGUAAAUGAAAACUAUGUAGUGUUUCAUCUGAAAUAAGUAUUAUUUUUAAAACUUUUUGGCUUAUAACCUCAGUUACCCUCUGUUUUUAUCCAUUAAUCCUAAGGAAGAAGUUGAAGACAAAGAAUCUUGGCUCUGUGCGGUAGCAAAAGUCACCAUUUUUCCUUCACCGAACUAGCAAGGAAGAAGACGUCGUCAUGGGAACCGUUGUUAGCAGAGACAUUCCUCAGGCAGGUAAAAAAUGUUGAUGCUUUUGCCAGUUAGUGUACCUUUUUAUUAGUUCCUCCCGCUGUGGUCCCAAUGUUAAAUCCAAGGCUCUAGCCAUCUCCCUAUACAAGGCCAAUGCUUCCUCAUAAAUGCCAUUUUGAGCAUUUCCGGCAAUGACAGUGGUCCAACACACAACAUCCCUCACAGGUAUUCUAUCAAAUACCUUUCUGACACUAUCUAUGUUCAUAGCCAUGGUGCUGCAGUUGGCUCUGCAUCUCUCAAACAAUUAGGGCUGACAAUUCAUACCCUACCCGCGGGUACCCAACCCAGUCCAACCUGUUUGG